Molecule: messenger RNA, 2352 nt
Organism: Nanorana parkeri
Lineage: Eukaryota; Metazoa; Chordata; Amphibia; Anura; Dicroglossidae
Gene: SLC6A11
Product: solute carrier family 6 member 11
Exons: 15
Coding region: 108-1970 (620 amino acids)
Biological process (GO): sodium ion transmembrane transport
Cellular component (GO): membrane
Source: RefSeq, a predicted model, not a curated record
AGAACAUUUGCAAAUUAUCCAUUUUAUGGGUAACGUGCACAGUAACAUAAUUGCUACCAUCUACUAUAAUCCUUUUGCUGAAAACAUAUUGGGGUUAAGCAAGAAUCAUGACAGCUGAAAAGACUAUCCCUGUAAUUAAUGGGAAACCUGAGGAUGCUUUGGAUGCUGAAGCUUCAAGUUCCAACCUGGUCCACAGCAAUGACAAGAAAGUCCAUGAAAGGGGCCACUGGAAUAACAAAGUGGAAUUUGUGCUGUCUGUGGCAGGGGAAAUUAUCGGGCUGGGAAAUGUGUGGAGGUUUCCAUACCUUUGCUACAAGAAUGGAGGAGGAGCUUUUCUUAUCCCAUAUGUGGUGUUCUUUUUAUUCUGCGGCAUACCAGUAUUUUUCCUUGAGACAGCGCUUGGGCAAUUUACCAGUGAAGGAGGAAUAACAUGCUGGAGAAAAGUUUGCCCUUUAUUUGAAGGUAUUGGAUAUGCUACUCAAGUGAUUGAAGCUCAUUUAAAUGUCUACUACAUCAUCAUCUUAGCAUGGGCAAUUUUCUAUUUAUUCAACUGUUUCACUACUGAACUGCCUUGGGCCACUUGUGGACAUAAAUGGAAUACAGAUAAAUGUGUGGAAUUUCAAAAACUUAACAUGACCAACGGAAGUAUUUCAAUGUUUGCCAAUGCCACAUCUCCGGUGAUGGAGUUCUGGGAACGAAGAGUUUUGGCCAUUUCAGACGGGAUUGAGCAUAUUGGGGAGCUUCGAUGGGAAUUAGCACUUUGUCUUCUUGCUGCUUGGACCGUUUGUUAUUUCUGCAUAUGGAAAGGGACAAAAUCUACCGGAAAGGUGGUCUAUGUUACUGCAACUUUCCCCUAUGUUAUGCUGCUAGUUCUCCUGGUCCGUGGGGUCACUUUACCUGGAGCAUCCGAAGGAAUAAAAUUUUACUUGUAUCCUGAUUUGUCUCGGCUCUCAGAUCCACAGGUGUGGGUGGAUGCAGGUACCCAGAUCUUCUUUUCCUAUGCCAUCUGUCUGGGAUGUUUGACUGCUCUGGGGAGUUAUAAUAACUACAACAAUAACUGCUACAGAGACUGCCUCUUGCUUUGCUGCCUGAAUAGCGGCACCAGCUUUGUGGCCGGUUUUGCCAUAUUUUCCGUCCUUGGAUUCAUGGCUUAUGAACAAGGAGUUCCAAUUGCUGAGGUUGCAGAAUCAGGACCUGGUCUCGCUUUUAUCGCUUACCCGAAAGCUGUCACCAUGAUGCCUAUGGCCCCAUUAUGGGCAGCCUUGUUUUUCAUGAUGCUCAUUUUUCUGGGACUUGACAGCCAGUUUGUGUGUGUAGAGAGCUUGGUAACUGCCGUGGUUGAUAUGUAUCCAAAGAUUUUCCGAAGAGGUUACAGACGUGAAUUGCUAAUCUUAGCACUUUCCAUUGUAUCCUUCCUUAUUGGCCUCAUAAUGUUAACUGAGGGAGGAAUGUAUGUCUUUCAGCUUUUUGACUCAUAUGCAGCCAGUGGAAUGUGUCUUCUGUUUGUCGCAGUGUUUGAAUGUAUCUGCAUAGGGUGGGUUUAUGGAAGCAAUCGAUUCUAUGACAACAUUGAAGAUAUGAUUGGCCAUCGUCCUUUUGUUUUAAUUAAAUGGUGUUGGAUGUUCUUUACUCCUGGAAUUUGUGCUAGCAUCUUCAUAUUCUUUUUGGUGAAGUACAAGCCUCUGAAGUACAAUAAUGUAUAUACAUACCCACCAUGGGGUUAUGGAAUAGGCUGGAUGAUGGCCCUUUCGUCAAUGGUGUGUAUUCCACUGUGGAUAAUUGUAAAGGUGUGGAAGACUGAAGGAACCUUUUCUGAGCGAUUCAAAAAGUUGAUAGUGCCCAGCCCAGACUUGAAAAUGAGGGGGAAACUCGCAGCUGCUGCCUGUACAAAUGCCGUAAACGACUGUGAUCCCAAGCUUAAAGGUGAUGGAACCAUAUCAGCCAUUACAGAAAAAGAAACUCACUUCUAAAAACAACAUAUUUUAUUUUCUGGCUGUUGUUUUGUAAAAUAAGAAUAUGAAAAGGAUGAAAUAUUAUUACUUGGAAAUUAAUAGAGGCUCACAUGUUUCGCACAGAUUUUAACAUGUUUAAUUUCAAAGUGCACAUUGUAUACUGUUUAAAGUGAUUUUUAAUUAUUAUAUAAGUGACUGAUUACAAAAAAACAGUAUUGUAUGGUCUUUUAGUGCCAAGUUUAUGUAAUAUUGUGAUACUUGUCAAUGUCUUAUAUAUAGCUUUAGACACAUGUAUAGUGUGUUGUAAAAUUUUUAUACUUGGAUUUUAUGAAGCAUGGUGUUUGUAUAGAAACUUCUAAUAUAAUGUACACAGAGUCGACCAUUCCAGCUUUUAAUGUAU